UUCUUCUUCUAUAACUGCCCUUCCAUUUUGUUGUCGUUCUUCCGUAAAGAUCCUUCCACCCAUCUCUGUAUAUACAUAAUACAUAUAUGUAUAUAUACAUACAUACAAUGCACAGAUAUAUUUUUUGAUUCAUUGAAUUUUUUUGAUUCCCCUAUCUUGUUGUUGUGAUUUUUUAUUUGUUGCAUUUGGCAAUGGGUACGGAAGAGGGGACUGUUCAAAUUUCUGUGGCAUCAGUGGUGGAGGAAGUUCUUCAACAAGGAAAGGGACUGAGCGACAUUGAUUUGGCUUCUAGGAAAGCUGAGGAAGCUUCAUUGAGAAGGUAUGUAGCAGCAGGGUGGCUCAGAAAGACAAUUGGAGUGGUUGCGGCUAAAGAUUUGCCAGCAGAGCCUUCAGAAGAGGAUUUCAGGCUUGGAUUGCGUAGUGGAAUCGUACUUUGCAAUGUUCUUAAUAAAGUUCAGCCUGGUGCUGUGCAAAAAGUAGUUGAAGCACCACCUGAUUCUGUUAAUGUCCCUGAUGGGGCUGCUCUUUCUGCAUAUCAAUACUUUGAAAAUGUCCGUAACUUCCUUGUAGCGGUAGAAGAAAUGGGCAUUCCCUCUUUUGAAGCAUCUGAUUUGGAGAAAGGAGGGAAAUCUUCCAGAAUCAUCAGUUGUGUGCUUGCAUUGAAAUCUUACUCUGAGUGGAAACAUGGAGGUGGGAGUGGAUCAUGGAAAUACAGUGGGAACUCAAAACCGUCAUCUGCAGGAAAGCAAUUUGUCCGAAGAAAUUCCGAGCCAUUCAUGAAUUUAAUCUCAAGGACUUCAUCUAUCAUCAACAAGUCUCCUGAUAGCAGUGAUGUUGGGCAUGAAGCCCGUGAAAUGGUUAACCCAAGUUCCCUCCAAAUGCUUGUUCACGAUCUUCUCUCUGACAAGAAGCAAGAAGAUAUUCCAUUUAUUGUGGAGAAUAUGUUGAGCAAAGUCAUGGAAGAAUUUGAGCAUCGGCUUGCCAGCCAAAAUGAACAGUCAAAGACCUCCCACAAAGAGACAGUUGUUCCAACAACCGAUGAAUCUCCCCUGGAGCUUACAUGUGAGGAGACACAGGUCGCAAUCAUCGAGGAUGAAGAAAAAGCACCCGAUGAGGGGACAUGCGGCAGGGUAGACAUAGAUGAUGAUGGUGCAUCAACAACACCGGUUGUAAGGCAGCUGAUGCUGGUUGAACACCAACAUAAAGAAGUACAGCAAUUGAAAUCUACUCUCCAUGAUGCUAAAGUAGACUUGCAGUCUCUUCAACUGAAAUAUCAAGAGGAAGUCAGCAAUCUGGGUAAACAUCUGCAUGGUUUGGCUCACGCUGCUUCAAGUUACCAAAAGGUUCUGGAGGAGAAUCGGAAGCUGUAUAAUCAAGUGCAAGACCUUAAAGGGAACAUCAGAGUGUAUUGCCGGGUGCGACCUUUCUUGCCUGGCCAACCAAACAGUCUAAGCACUGUGGAUCACUUAGAUGACGGGAAUAUUACAAUAACUACUCCUUCAAAGUACGGAAAAGAGGGAAAGAAAUCAUUCACUUUUAACAAGGUCUUUGGUCCUUCUGGAACCCAAGAGGAAGUGUUUGCAGAUACACAACCUUUGAUCCGGUCUGUUCUUGAUGGCUACAAUGUUUGUAUCUUUGCUUACGGCCAAACGGGAUCAGGGAAAACACAUACGAUGACUGGCCCAUCAGAUCUCACGAAGGAAACCCUUGGUGUGAAUUACAGGGCAUUGAGUGAUCUAUUCAAUAUCUCUGAACAAAGAAAAGAUGUUAAUUCUUAUGAUAUUUCAGUUCAGAUGGUUGAAAUUUAUAAUGAGCAAGUCAGGGAUCUCCUUACCCCAGACGGAGUUAACAAAAAAUAUCCUUCUUUCACUUAACUUCUAAAUACAGUUACUAAUAAAAUUCGCAACAGUUCCCAGAAGGGUUUCAAUGUACCUGAUGCAAAUCUCGUUCCAGUAACAUCAACUUCUGAUGUGUUGAAUCUGAUGAACCUUGGGCACAAGAAUCGUGCAGUGAGUGCUACUGCCAUGAAUGACAGAAGUAGUCGCUCUCACAGUUGCCUUACAGUUCAUGUUCAAGGAAAAAACAUGACAUCUGGUACGAUUCUUCGUGGCUCAAUGCACCUCGUUGACCUGGCAGGAAGUGAAAGAGUGGACAAGUCAGAGGUGCUGGGUGAUAGGUUGAAGGAGGCUACACAUAUCAACAAGUCUCUUUCUGCUUUAGGAGAUGUCAUUGCUUCACUUGCCCAAAAGAACUCACAUGUUCCCUACAGGAAUAGUAAGCUUACACAGUUGCUUCAAGAUUCUCUUGGAGGCCAAGCAAAAACUUUGAUGUUCGUUCAUGUAAGUCCUGAGCUUAAUGCUGUUGGAGAAACACUUAGCACUCUGAAAUUUGCUGAACGAGUUUCUACAGUUGAGCUUGGUAGUGCACGGGCGAACAAAGAGGGUUCUGAUGUCAAGGAACUAAGAGAACAGAUUUCCAGUCUUAAGGCAGCCCUAGCAAGGAAGGAGGAAGACCAAGGGCGCCGUCCACUUUCCAGAUCAAGUACUCCCGAAAGAGUCAGAGUAGGAUCUUCUGGAUCUUCUCUUUCUUCUAGUUGGCAUAGUAUGGAAGAUGUUAGUGGUAACAUAGAGGUUAAGAAGAAAUCUACGUCAAAAAUGAGAAGGCGAAGCUUAGAUCCCAAAGACUUCCAGACGAAUUCUCCUCCGUCUCCACCAGGCAAUAAUCCUGUAUCAAGGGAAGAGGACAGAGAAUCAGUUUCUGGUGAUUGGGUUGACAAAAUUAUGGUGAAUAAGCAAGAUGGUCUGAGUAGAAGUAAUUCCUUAAGAGGAUGGGAAGAAGAAACCAGGAUUUCACCUGACCUGUUAUAUAGGAAAUGCCCACCUGAUAGUUCAAAGGUGUAUCCAGAACAACAUAUAAACAAAGUUGCAGGAAACAAAAAGGAAGGCCAAGACUACGAAGCAAGUAGGACUCGGUCUGAAGCAGGUUCCAUAGAUGAUUUCGAUGACCUGGAAGCCGCAACAAGUGAGUCUUCUGAGCUUGAAUACGGUUGGCAACCGAAUCCUCAGAAGGUUAGUCAGACUCCCAAUGGACUGGGAUCCAAACUCAAAAAACCUAGUCCUAAGCAAGUGAAGAAGCCAGAAAUAAGGAGCUUGAUUCCUCCACCACCAACCAGGAGACUUUCUAAUGGGUUAAUCUCACCUUCUGCAAAGAUGGGAAGAGCGGCGGCUGCCUUAGAAGGAAAGCGAAAAACAGCAAGUGGGAAGUGGUAAAUGUUCCUACUUAGCUGAGUUUGAUGCUUAAGCAAUCAAAGAUGUGUAUCUUUUUUUUCUUUUUUCUUUCUUUGUCAAUCUUUUGCUCUGCAUUCUUUAGAGUGAAAGAGAGCGGAGGGUAUGGCAAUAACUUCAGUUGCCAGCUUUUCCUCCAGUGGUGAUGAGUUUUCAGUUGUUUAUAUGGUUGUUGGCUUGUUCUUCAUUUUUUUUUUCCCAUUCUUUUGGACUGAGGAAUGUAAAAAUGCAGAAAAUGAAAAGAACUACUAAUAGAAUUACAGAUA
This is a messenger RNA of Solanum tuberosum (potato), 3550 nucleotides long. RefSeq names its product kinesin-4. Gene Ontology annotation, biological process: microtubule-based movement. The transcript has 18 exons. NCBI's taxonomy places the organism in Eukaryota, Viridiplantae, Streptophyta, Magnoliopsida, Solanales, Solanaceae. Gene Ontology annotation, cellular component: microtubule cytoskeleton. Gene Ontology annotation, molecular function: ATP binding; microtubule motor activity; microtubule binding. The record is from RefSeq and is a predicted model, not a curated record.